CAUGCAGAAAUCAAAGACAAACAGCUCAAGAACAACGACGAUUUCAUUUGGGCAAUUGACGUCCCAUUAACUGGAAAAUUCAUUAUUGACGUUGAAUUUCUUGAUUUAAAAAUUGCAUCUCCUUGUGGCGGCGAACCUUGCUCCAUUUGGGCUGACGGGUUCACGCAGAAACAAUCAAAUGUGACGGCUCUAACAUCGUUGGGACGAAUGUUGACCGAAGGCAUCCACACUGACAUCAUAAUCCACGCUUCCAACGGGAGCAUUGGUGCGCAUCGCGCUAUUCUCGCGGCGAGAUCUCCGGUUUUUCACAGCAUGUUCUCGCAUGAACUCAAAGAGAAGGAAAUGUCCACUAUAAAUAUAUGUGACAUGUCAAUAGAGUCAUGUCAAGCCUUUCUCCAUUACAUCUAUGGAAACAUCCAACAUGAAGAAUUCUUAGCACAUAGGCUAGCCCUUCUUGGUGCCGCGGAUAAGUAUGACAUCGGGGACCUAAAAGAAGCGUGCCACGAUAGCCUUCUAGAAGACAUUGACGCAAGAAAUGUGCUUGAUAGGCUCCAAAAUGCAUCUCUCUAUAACUUGCCAAAACUUAAGACUAGUUGCAUGAGGUACCUUGUGAAGUUCGGCAAGAUAUUCGAUAUCCGCGAAGAUUUCAACGCCUUCUUGCUAUCGGCGGAUAGGGAGCUGAUAGCGGAAAUCUUCCAUGAAGUAUUGAGUGCAUGGAAAGGUUUCUGAAACUGAUCUUUGCUUGCAAAAGAAGGAAAGUAUUAAAAAUAUGUGAAAAGCUUGUGGUAUUUUUUUAUAUCAUAGUCCAUAAAGAUGGAUUCUCAGAAGAAUUUUAGCAUGAAGGAUUUGUUGAUCAAGAAGAUGAUUCUUUUGUGCAUAUUGGAUUGAUUUUUAGGUAUUGAUCUUGUUAUUUGUAAAUAUAUUGGUUUGUAUCGCAUAGAUAUUGUAACUUUGUCACAAAACAUUACACAUUCUUAAAUUAUGAAGAUUGGAUAUUAUUUAUUUCA
Molecule: messenger RNA, 1007 nt
Organism: Morus notabilis
Lineage: Eukaryota; Viridiplantae; Streptophyta; Magnoliopsida; Rosales; Moraceae
Product: BTB/POZ domain-containing protein At1g55760-like
Exons: 2
Molecular function (GO): protein binding
Source: RefSeq, a predicted model, not a curated record